This is a messenger RNA of Grammomys surdaster, 3193 nucleotides long. RefSeq names its product eukaryotic translation initiation factor 2B subunit epsilon (gene Eif2b5). NCBI's taxonomy places the organism in Eukaryota, Metazoa, Chordata, Mammalia, Rodentia, Muridae. The coding region runs from base 92 to 2242 and encodes 716 amino acids. Gene Ontology annotation, molecular function: guanyl-nucleotide exchange factor activity; translation initiation factor binding; translation initiation factor activity. The transcript has 16 exons. The record is from RefSeq and is a predicted model, not a curated record. Gene Ontology annotation, cellular component: eukaryotic translation initiation factor 2B complex.
AGUCACACCUUCGCGUUUUGACGGCGAGUCCUUUUUGUCCCUUACUGCGUUCCGUGUCGCUUCCCCGCGGACGUGCUGGCUGCGAAGCAAGAUGGCAGCCACUGCGGCAGUGCCUGGCUUUGGGGCCGGCCGAGCGAACAAACGCGGGGGCGGCCCGGGCGGCGGUGGAACCCAAGGUACGGAGGAGGAACCGCCGCCGCCCCUCCAGGCAGUUCUAGUAGCCGAUAGCUUCAACCGCCGUUUCUUCCCCAUCUCCAAGGACCAGCCUCGGGUCCUCUUGCCCCUGGCCAAUGUUGCACUAAUUGACUAUACUCUGGAAUUCCUGACUGCCACAGGUGUACAGGAAACAUUUGUCUUUUGCUGCUGGAAGGCCGCUCAGAUCAAAGAACACUUACAGAAAUCCAAGUGGUGCCAUCCUACAUCCCUCAAUGUUGUUCGAAUAAUCACAUCAGAGCUAUACCGAUCACUAGGAGAUGUCCUCCGUGAUGUUGAUGCCAAAGCCUUGGUGCGCUCUGACUUUCUCCUGAUAUAUGGAGAUGUCAUCUCAAAUAUCAAUAUUUCCAGAGCCCUGGAGGAGCACAGGUUAAGAAGGAAGCUAGAAAAAAAUGUCUCUGUUAUGACCAUGAUCUUCAAAGAGUCGUCCCCCAGCCACCCCACACGCUGCCAUGAGGACAAUGUGGUCAUAGCUGUGGACAGCACCACAGAUAGGAUUCUUCACUUCCAGAAGACCCAAGGCCUGCGGCGUUUUUCAUUUCCUUUGAGCCUGUUCCAGGGCAGUCGAGACGGAGUGGAGAUUCGAUAUGAUUUGUUGGAUUGUCACAUCAGCAUCUGCUCUCCUCAGGUAGCUCAACUCUUCACAGACAAUUUUGACUACCAAACUCGAGAUGACUUUGUACGAGGCCUAUUAGUGAACGAGGAGAUCCUAGGAAACCAGAUUCACUUGCAUGUGACAACUAGGGAAUAUGGUGCCCGAGUCUCCAACCUACACAUGUAUUCAGCUAUUUGUGCUGAUGUUAUCCGCCGAUGGGUCUAUCCUCUCACUCCAGAAGUAAACUUCACUGACAGCACCACACAGAGCUACACUCAUUCCCGACACAACAUCUACCGAGGGCCUGAAGUCAGCCUGGGCCAUGGCAGCGUCCUGGAGGAAAACGUGCUUCUGGGAGCUGGCACUGUCAUUGGUAGCAACUGCUCCAUCACCAACAGUGUCAUUGGCCCUAACUGCCACAUUGGUGAUAAUGUGGUACUGGACCAGGCCUACCUGUGGCAGGGAGUUCGAGUGGCUGCUGGAGCAGAAGUACACCAGUCUCUGCUCUGUGACAGAGCUGAGGUCAAGGAGCGAGUCAAGCUGAAGCCACAUUGUGUCCUCACUUCCCAGGUGGUAGUGGGCCCAGAUAUCACGCUGCCUGAGGGCUCGGUGAUCUCUUUGCACCCUCCAGAUGCAGAGGAAGAUGAAGAUGAUGGCCAGUUUAGUGAUGAUUCUGGAGCUGACCAAGAAAAGGAGAAAGUGAAGCUGAAAGGUUACAAUCCAGCAGAAGUUGGCCUUGAAGGCCAGGGAUACCUCUGGAAAGCGGAGGAUGUGAACACGGAGGAAGAUGAGGAGCUACGACAGAGUCUCUGGGGACUCACGAUCAAUAUGGAGGAAGAAAGUGAGACUGAAAGUGAGCGCAGUGUGGAUCCUGAGGAGCUGGACAGCCGAGCAGGCUCCCCUCAGCUGGAUGACAUCCGAGUUUUCCAGAACGAGGUCCUGGGAACGCUACAGCGGGGCAGAGAGGAGAACAUCUCCUGUGACAAUCUAGUCCUGGAGAUUAACUCUCUCAAGUAUGCCUACAACAUUAGCCUAAAGGAAGUGAUGCAGGUCCUGAGCCGUGUAGUCCUGGAGUUCCCCCUGCAACAAGUAGAUGGCCUGCUUGACCCAAACCGCUACUGUGCCCUGCUGCUUCCUCUGCUCAAAGCCUGGAGCCCUGUUUUCAGGAACUACAUAAAGCGUGCAGCUGACCAUUUGGAAGCAUUGGCAGCCAUUGAGGACUUCUUCUUGGACCAUGAAACUCUUGUUACUUCCAUGGCCAAGGUCCUGAUGGGUUUCUACCAGCUAGAGAUCUUGGCUGAGGAAACAAUCUUGAGCUGGUUCAGCCAAAGAGACAUAACUGACAAAGGCCAGCAGUUGCGUAAGAAUCAACAGCUGCAGAGGUUCAUCCAGUGGCUGAAAGAGGCAGAAGAGGAGUCGUCGGAAGAUGACUGAUGUUGACUGCCUGAUGUUGACUGCCAGAUCCAUGCAUCUCAUUGGCUGUGCUCCUAAGAGGGGGCAGAGCAAGAAAGCUAGCUACAGACUGAGAAUUAAUGGAAAGGAAGUUGCAACUACAGUAUUCUUCCUCCUGCUGGCAAUGAUGUGCUGUUCGUCCUAACUGAAGUUAGGAUGAGGGAAGUUAGACUGAACUAGGGGAAAUCUAGACAGACUCUGCAAUUGGGGGUUGGCCAGAGGAAGCACUGUGUGUUCCAGCUUUCCCUCAGGGAACAGUAAAGAGCAGCUGGUCCUCUCUUGUUUGCAUUUGUUAACAUUACAAAGAAGAGUGAAUUGGGCUUCAGGAUCUCCUCAUGAUCAGCCAGGUAAGAAAGUAUGUGCACUCACUUAGCUGCUUUUAGCCAACACCUGGAGGGGAGGGAGAAGGGUUAAGGUGGCCACAAGGUGGUGCUAUGCUACCUAAUUUUUUUCCAUUCUCCUGGCUCUUGGGACAUGAAUGGCUGGCUGAGCUGCCUUCCCAAGCCCCAUAGACCAGUCUGUGACCAUGCAGUGGAACACCAGAGCCUAUUUCCAUAGCUUUUCCUGGUCUGAACAUUCUUCAGGUCACCCGAGAGUGAUGGUGCCAGGCAUACUUGAAGCCAUCUGCUACUCCUCUUGCCUUUUCCAGUUGACCCACUUCUGCUUCUGUCAGACACUAGGUCACAUUCAUCUUAAAGGAUAAGGAAAUCCACCUGCUGUGCUAGUACACACCUUUAAUCUCAGUACCCAGGAGGCAGAGGUAGGCAGAUCUCUGUGAGUUCAGGGCCUGGUCUAUAAGACUUUCUAAACAGUGGGGGCUACACAGAGAAACCCUCUGUGUAUGGGUGGGAGACAGAGGAGAGGUGGCUAAAGAAAUGUUCUGAGAUGUUAUGAAUCUUGCAGGGCGUAACUAAGAACUUUAACCUUAGAGAA